This is a messenger RNA of Helobdella robusta, 309 nucleotides long. RefSeq lists its product as hypothetical. The record is from RefSeq and is a predicted model, not a curated record. The coding region runs from base 1 to 309 and encodes 102 amino acids. The transcript is spliced from 3 exons. Lineage: Eukaryota; Metazoa; Annelida; Clitellata; Rhynchobdellida; Glossiphoniidae.
AUGACAGCUGCAUUUUUGAAAGCAGAUGGAAAAGUUCCAUUUCCAAGAACACAUUAUAAACAGAAGUCAAAAAUGGAAAAAAGCAUGGUGUGGCAAACAUCUGACUGGUUUUCCUCAAAAAUUAUUUUGCGAUUCCUCGAAUUUCACAUCCCAUCUGCGUCCCAAACAAGCAGAAGUUGUUUAAAAGUUGAAUCUGGCUUCCGAACAAAGAUCGAGAUUCUAGUUAAGAUGUACCAAAAAAUAUCGGUUAUCUCUCAUGUCAAAUUUACGGAGGAAUUCGGAAGAAAAUUUAUUCUACAAAUAUUAUAA